Molecule: messenger RNA, 366 nt
Organism: Boleophthalmus pectinirostris (great blue-spotted mudskipper)
Lineage: Eukaryota; Metazoa; Chordata; Actinopteri; Gobiiformes; Gobiidae
Exons: 4
Source: RefSeq, a predicted model, not a curated record
GAGAGACGGAAAGAAGGAGAGAGAGAGAGAGAGAGAGAGACUGAGGGGGAAAAGAAGAGACAGAGAGAGGAGAGAGACAGAGGGAGAGAGAGAGAGAGAGAGAGAGAGAGAAGAAGGAAAGACUGGAGCAGAGAGAGGAGGAGAGAGAAGGAAAGACUGGAGCAGAGAGAGGAGAAGAAGAGAGAGAGAGAAUUUGCUGAAGACCAGUGCACCAGACUCGACAUAUUUGCCGUAUCCAUUACCGGACGCAUUAGCUUCAGAUGGAGAGGGGGGAUGAGGGUGGAGGAGGAGAUGGAGGUGUAUCUGGAGACCCCCCCCCCCCCCGCUUUCCCUCAGGACUGCCCCGGCCCGGACGCAGCCACAUGA